AUGACGCUGCUUGAAGAAUAUUCGGAGUCAGCUGAAGUGCGGUCUUACGAAGAGAAGGAUAAGAUAUUGGAAAAUGUUAAAAGAAGAUGGGACACGUUAUAUGACGAGGAAUUUAUGUACUUGAUGACAAGUCACGAUUUUCGCGAAGGAGUUUUGAGCUCCGUUACUGAUGUAAAUAUUGCAAAUUGCUCGAGAAGCACGCUGUCAUUCUUUGUAAGACGGUUACUUCGCCAUUUUGGCGAUACCGAUGGUGCCCGAGAGAUCCUCAUUUUUGCUAACAAAGUGUGCCAGAAGCCGUGCGCACGUGUGUCAAUGGUCAUGCAGCGUCGGGCUACGAAUAUGCUUCCGGAUGCACCGACACGCGAAGUUACUGCUUUACGAUUUCUAAAAUGUGGAGAAUUUAUCACCAGCUCCCUAUCGGUUAAAGUAGUUCUGCCGGAUGAAAUUAAUCGAAACGGAGGAGCAAUAAGCAAAAACUGUAUUUUAUUCACAGGGCUAUCGAUGGAUUUCCAAUUCUUUGUUAAUAUUGAUGAUAACAAAAACGCUAAAAAACAAAAAGAAAAUGAAUUGAACGACUCCAAACCAAGUGAAAAGUCAACUUAUGCCAAGCAACUAAUUGAAAAUAUUAAAAAAUAUACAAUGUGUCUCCAAUUGGACAAUUCCACUGAAUCAGAUUUGAAAUUGGUGAAGUCUAUAAGACGUUCCUGUAAACCAAACAGUGUUCUUCGCUAUGUCAUUCUCAAUCAACGUAUCGAGUUCUUCAUUUGCGCAACACAAGAUAUACAAGAAAACGAAGAGAUAACACUGCCACAUGACUUCGACUACUAUCUUUCGCCGAAAAUAUUGCAAUGCGCGUGCAAUGGAAAUUGUAGUUUUGAGGUAUUUAUUGAACAUUUCAGCGUUCAUACUUAUGCUUUGAUUGACAAUUAUAAUCAUAACUUGAAAAUUCUUGAAAUGAAGACAAAACCCUAG
Molecule: messenger RNA, 972 nt
Organism: Caenorhabditis bovis
Lineage: Eukaryota; Metazoa; Nematoda; Chromadorea; Rhabditida; Rhabditidae
Source: the annotation of a GenBank genome assembly